AUGGCUUCAGAAAAGAAAAAUACUAGAAUCUUUAGAAAGGAGCAAAUUCUAAAUCUCACAGGAGCCAAAAAGGCUACAAAACCUCUCAGGCUGAGAGCACCCAUAGAUGUUGGUAUUACUGGAAGAGCCACUGAAAGACGCUGGCUUCAAAUCUUCAAUACCUUGCGAUUGGAUGCAUCAACAGAUGUAAGGAGAACUGCUGAAAUGAUCAAAGAAUUUGGUGCAACAGGACCAGACACAAUUUUGCUUGCAAGUCUUAAGAGUCUAGGAGGUAGCAUAAACAUGACAGUUGCUUCCGAAGUCUACUUUUUGGAGCCAUGGUGGAGCUCAGAAGUUGAGGAACAGGCAAUAGACCAUGUUCCCCAAUAUGGACAGCAAGAGGAUGUAGAGAUUAUUAGAUUGAUUGCUGAAAAUACCAUUGAAGAAAGGAUAUUGGAGAUGCAGAAGAAGAAACUAGAAAAUGAAGCUUCUUGA
Dovyalis caffra is the source of this 474-nucleotide messenger RNA. The record is from the annotation of a GenBank genome assembly. NCBI's taxonomy places the organism in Eukaryota, Viridiplantae, Streptophyta, Magnoliopsida, Malpighiales, Salicaceae.